Molecule: messenger RNA, 1161 nt
Organism: Aspergillus puulaauensis
Lineage: Eukaryota; Fungi; Ascomycota; Eurotiomycetes; Eurotiales; Aspergillaceae
Exons: 1
Coding region: 1-1161 (386 amino acids)
Molecular function (GO): flavin adenine dinucleotide binding; sarcosine oxidase activity
Source: RefSeq, a predicted model, not a curated record
AUGUCAGUUGAGAAAUACGACGUUGCCGUUGUAGGCCUCGGGGCCCUGGGCAGCUCAGCAGCAUACCAAGCCGCUAUCAAAGGCGCCAAAGUCAUUGGCUUCGAACAGUACGAGUUUGGACACGUGAAGGGCGCAUCCCACGACACAUCUCGCAUUGUGCGCACCUCCUAUGGUGCCCCUGAGUUCAUGGCUCUCGCCCGCUCAGCCUAUAAGGACUGGGCCGAGAUCGAGAGACGGUCUGGCAUGCAGAUGCUCACCAUCACUGGCGGCGUUGUCUUUCUCCCCAAGGACGGACCAAACGGCUCUCACACCUUCACAAGCAGCCUCGGUGCCAACGGCAUCCCAUACGAGCUGUUAAACGCCGCCGAAGCAAACCAUCGGUGGCCUGGUUUCAAUGUUCCGGACAGCGUUGAUACCGUCUACACGCCAGACACGGGCAUUGCGCAUGCGGCCAAAUCAGUCACAACUAUCCAGUACCUCGCUCGCGGUGCCGGUGCCACCUUGAAGGAUCACACCCGGGUCGACGGCGUAAUACCACAAGCUGGCGGCGGCGUCCUCGUCAGGACAUCCAAGGGGGAUUUCUACGCCAAAAAGGCCAUCAUCGCCGCCGACGCCUGGACCAACAAACUCCUCAAACCACUUGGCGUCGAGCUACCCAUUACGGUCAUGCAGGAGCAAGUCACAUACUACAAGCCCAAGCGCGAGCACGAGGCCCGAUUCGAGAGCGACAAGUUCCCCGUCUGGAUCUGGGGCGGUGCCGAUUCGACGGAGAAAUGGUUCUACGGAUUUCCUUUGUACGGCGAGCCAGCACUUAAGGCUGGGCAGGAUGCUGGGCGAAAUGAUAUGACGCCCGAAGAGCGUACUUGGGUUCCGUCAGAGAGAUUGCGUAAGGAGCUGAACACGUUCGUUGACGGUCUUAUUCCCGACCAUGGUGAGGAGCUGCGGACGGUGACCUGCCAAUACACAAUUACUCCCGAUCGGCAGUUCAUUAUCAGCCCGAUGGAGAGGCACAAAGACGUUAUUGUUGCGCUUGGAAAUGCGCAUGCUUUCAAGUUUGCGCCGGCUAUUGGUCGCGUAACUGCUGAGCUGGCACUGGAAGGAAAGACGACGGAUGAUAUUUCGAAAUUCGGGUUCCCUCAACCUACCACAAGCAAGUUGUAA